Molecule: messenger RNA, 1239 nt
Organism: Drosophila grimshawi
Lineage: Eukaryota; Metazoa; Arthropoda; Insecta; Diptera; Drosophilidae
Product: antigen 5 like allergen Cul n 1
Exons: 2
Coding region: 17-934 (305 amino acids)
Source: RefSeq, a predicted model, not a curated record
CCCGUUGACUGUCGCGAUGCUGAGAUUGUCUGGCAAGUGCACUCCAGGUCUUUUGCCUGCUGGUGCAGUGCUGCUGGUAAUGCAGCUUAUCCCAUUGGUGUCAGCCACAACAACAUUAGCACCAUCGACCCCGCAAGCACCAUCACCACCAACAGACUAUUGUGCACCGGCCCUGUGCGAAAUAUUUAAUGGCAGCCAUUUGCUGCAGCUGCCGCACACUGCAUGUGGAAAUAAUGGCAGCUUUGGUGCAAGCUGCGGUCCACAACCGAAACUCCUCUAUAUGAGUGAUCGUCGACGUCAGCUGCUGCUGGACAUGCACAAUUUAGUGCGCAGCAAGAUUGCUGCUGGCGAGGUGCCUGGCUAUGAAGCCGCCUUGCAUAUGCCAUUUUUGAGAUGGGAUGAAGAGCUGGCGCAGAUGGCUGCACUCCAUGCCAAGCGCUGCCAGUUUGCGCAUGACCAGUGUCGGAAUACGCAAAGAUUUCAGAUCAGUGGUCAGAAUAUUGGCUAUUUUUGGAUUGGUCGCGAAUUCAAGUCACAUUCGCGACGCAUGAAGUCCUUUGUGCUCCACUGGUUUCGCGAGUAUAAGGAUGCCAAUCAAAGCUACAUUGAUAGCUUUCAACGGCACCCAGAGGGAAAAAAGAUCGGACAUUUUACUUUGUUAGUUGCGGAUCGAGUGCGUCGGGUUGGCUGCGCUGCUGUAAGAUUUCUUGAGCAAAGCACCAACCGAUUCCAGUUUCUUUUGACUUGCAACUACGACUACAACAAUAUAUUUGGAGAUCCAGUUUAUAAAUCGGGACCAACAGCUUCUAAAUGCGCAUAUCGCAUUAGCAAAAAGUAUCCAGCUUUGUGUGAUUGGAAAUCCGACGCGAGUAACUCCGAUACCGAAGAAAUUUUGGAGGACAACAACACGCUGGAUAACAACAUACCAGUCUGACAAUUGGGCAGGCUAGAAGCCAUAUUUCUAAUUCAAGUACUUUAUAUAUCGAUCACGUAUAUGCAAUUUACAAAUUUACAAUAUGUGCCCUAGUACACAAUAGACAUUUACAAGUAUUUUCACUUUGAUUUAAGUAUGUUCGCCAAUGGUUUCAGAACACUGUGUAUCACAUAACGUUUUUUUUUUAUAAACAUUCUCGACAGCAAAAUAAUUCAUAAGCGAUACAAUUUAAUUGUAAAAUUAAUAUAAUAAAAUUUUAACCAUUAACCGGCUGGUAAGUCGAUAUUUAAUUGGAUUAUUCGCAA